AUGCCGGAGAACUGGGAUUGGGGGCUGCCGCCUUACGACCGGGCAUCGCCGCCGGAAUUGCUCUUCGACCGCCAAGCCGGCGACCAAGCCGGCGACGAUGAUCUGCCGGAGGUGCCGGACCAAGGCGGCCAGGGGGAGAACAACCCGCCGCCUUCACCGGAGCACGAGCCGGAGCCGGAGGAGCCGGCGGAGUCUGGUACGGGACCUAUCCAUGCGGUGCCCCUGCGCUCGAGGCCGCCUGGCGCCUCGGCGACUUCUGCACCAAAGGGGAGGAAGCGAGCCGGCGGCGGGUCCACGGCCAAGCUGGAAGCUAAGGCCAAGAAGCAGCGCCGGGUGGGGCCCAAAAAGGUUCCAGAGGCAGCCGGGGCUGCCAUCAAGUUCACCCAAGGCGGCGGCUCUCGGCCGCCUCCCCGUGCUGAGCCAACGCUCUCGCGGCAGAGGAGGGAGUCGACCCCGCAGUCUUCGAUGCGCGCGCCGCCUGUUGUGAUCGUGCCGCCUGCGGGCACGUCUUCAGCUGCACCUUCUGCGGCGCCUGGCCGCGGCGCCCCGGGUGAGCCGGUCCACCGGCCCACUUUGGAUGAAAUGUUUCCGCGCCGCGCUCCGCUGUUGGGGCCCGCGGUCGGGGCCGGCAGGGUGCGCCGCCGGCGACCGGUGCCGGAGCCGGCGGAGCUGCGCCGCCCGAAGCUGGUGCCGGCGGGGCUGCGCCGCCGGAGGGAACACGCCCGACGCCGGAGAAGGCGGCCCCCACCGGUCCGACUGCUUCGACCGUGCCGCCUCUGA
This is a messenger RNA of Lolium perenne, 780 nucleotides long. The record is from RefSeq and is a predicted model, not a curated record. NCBI's taxonomy places the organism in Eukaryota, Viridiplantae, Streptophyta, Magnoliopsida, Poales, Poaceae.